GUAUUGCUUGCGCGUGGGUGUCGAAGCGAAGACGCGUGAGCAGCGCGACCAGCUAGGAUUCCGCUCGGCUAGAGGUAAGAUUGCCAAAUAGCGAGUGGAUUGAAACACAUUAUUAAACGAGCAGUCGGGGGGACUCACAGUGAUCCCCCUGACUCUGAAAACCAAACUGACAAUCUGUUAGUGAACUGUCUUUGAGACACUUUGUCCACACUGUUGUUGCUUUUAUAAACGCGCAAGCUAACAGGCUAGCUGAUAUUAGCUUGUCAGCAGGCUAAUAGCUGUAACGUUAACAUCAGCCUCACGGUCGAUAUAACUGUAUAAUGAAAAGGUUUAGCACUUCGUCGUUACCAGUUCAUAAACAACCUUUAUUGUAAUUUCUGCUCGGAUUGGCUCGGACAGGUUUCUAGUAAGCGUUAACCUUCGAUCGAACUGUUGUUUGAAGCAUUGUUCACAGCACGUUGGCUCGUAGUUUGUUGCUAACUUAGUAACCCGGUUAGCUGCUGUCAUGAUUUUGGCACCGCCCUUUCACAGGUGGUUAUCAGCGCCUGUUUGUGAUCCGACGUUAGCAGAUAGACUGAGUUAUUAUCGAUUUAUCUGGAGCCCUCUCUGCUUUUCAGCGGCAGCGGUUGUCAUUUUUAUUAAUGUAAAUGGAAAAAUGCUAACUUGGUUGUUAGCCUAGCCCAGCUGCCACUACUAGCAUGUCAGUGCGUCAUCGGUCCGCGCGUGCUCUGUAGUAGCGUGCUCUUGAUCAGUGGAAGUUUACUGUGCUGGUCCGUGUGUCCCUCUGUUAUUCUCACUGAUGCUCAUGACAGUCUGUGCCCCCUUUCAAAUGAUCCGACCUAAAACACUGUUGAUUUUAAAAUCACUAUAAAACAUUUGCUCAUUUAAUGAAAUGCAGACCGGAAUCCUCACCCUCACUCACUCCCCUGUUUCUGUUUUUGGUUGUUUUGGUUUUCAUGUUAUUCCAGUAUAACAAAAUGUCUGAUACAACGUCAUGUUUCUAUUUUAGGAAGGAGUUGCCACUGAGUUAUGGAUGCUACUAAAGGUAAAGACGCAGGUAUUUUGAAGCUUGCUUACUGUUGACAUUUAUACAACUUCUUUAGGUCGUUUUUUUCUAUUAGAAUACUACAUAUCCCCAUGGUGUGUGCAUGGAAUAUAAAUACAGAGUAAGUGAAACCCAUGAGGUGAGAUGAAUGCAUUGCUGGUCUUUGUUGGUGUAACAGGUAAAGUGGAUCAAGGGAUGCAAAAUCCAGGUGGGCAGAUGGACAAACCUGUCGGCUACCACUUCAUGGAAAGGUCAGUGCAAGAUAUAUGACCUACUAUGAGUUGUUUGAGGUACAAGCUUUAGGUAUUAUAUCAAAGGGGUUAUUGGUAUAGCUCACAUAAUCUGUUUAAGUCAUAGAAAUUAGAAUAACAUAUAAGAACAACAAUAAUAAUAACUGCUUUUGGCUAUUGUCCCAUAUUUUGUAGUCAUUUUUUUUCAACUGUUGCUUUAUAUCAAAAGCCAUAGCUUCAAUAUUGAGUUAGUUGCACUUGACAGCUAAACUGAAGAAAGUGGAUCAACAUCCAAAUAACUAGAACACAAUACCCAGUGAGGUUAUGGUGAUGAAGAAUGCUGUUGAUCAGAGGUUUUGUUUUCUGAUCACAAUGUGAAAAUGUAGGAUCUUGACUUUUUACGUGGUGGUUUUAGGUUGGCACUCACUUAUUCAUUAAAGAUCCACAAAUAUAUAAUAAAGAUAAAAUACAUUAAAUGAAAAUAUCCAGUUAAUGUUAAAUACAACGAACUAAUCUGUUGUUAUGGGUUAAAACAGAUAAAUUGUAAGACUGAUGACAACUUGUACAAAUACUGAAUUUUUCGCACUAUAAGGCGCACUAAAAAUCCUUUUGGCUUGUCGGAGCACUGUAGCUACCGUAGCCUCGCAGAGUUAUUGAAUGAGUGAAAUAAAUAAUGCGCUUUAUAAUCCGGUGCACCUUAUGUAUGAAAAUAGGCGCGAAAGGACGCGUUCAUUGAUGGUGCGUCUUAUAGUGCGAAAAAUACGGUAGUUAAUACACUUUGCAACAAAUGUUUUUUGUGCUGCAAAACAUGUAACACAUGAUUGUGUUAGAAUUGUUUCAAGGUUUGAAGAAAAGUUUGAAAUUUGAUGUUUACCAUUGAAAUUUAACAUCCACAUCAUUUCUCAUGUUUCUGUUCUCCCACAGCAUGCUCCCUAAAGUAGUGAAAAGGCGAGUGCACGCCUUGAAAAGGCUACAAGUGCAGUGUGCCAACAUAGAGGCUAAAUUCUAUGAAGAAGUCCAUGAGCUAGAGAGGAAGUAUGCUGCCCUCUAUCAGCCACUGUUUGAGAAGGUACUGUAUAAUUUUGUGUAAAGUGUUUGAAAAGAGCGUUUCCCUUGUUUCUUGUGGCUGUCACCCCUAGUCUACUGCUUUUAUGAUGAAGCUAACAGCAAAGAUAAGACAAAAAGAAGGCAGAAGAAAAUAUAUAUUACAUGUUUUUAGGAAUCACUUCCCUCUGCACUAAUGGACGGCUUAUUAUGUCACUCUGGCCUGAUCUGGGGUCAGCAGGGACACGUCGUUGGUGCUAUAUUGAAAACUGCUACAGCGAGUAGUCAACUGUUCUCUUGACAGUCACGGCUAUUUCCAGAGCGAGUGACAAGAACUCAGCCAUUCUUAGUCGCAGUGAAGACUGACAGCUGUAAUCCUACUGCACCUGUCUGUGUGUAUAUAUGUUAGUGUUUGUGUGUAAGUCUCUCUUAAACGGUGUUGAAUUUAGUGAUCUUGCUUAAAUUAAUUCAGCCUUUACAAACAAAAGCAUGUUAAUACACAAAUAUUUCACUCUAUUAUUCUCUAUUUCUUUCUGUAAAUCCUUAACUAUGUUGUUGUUGUUGUCUGUGUAACAGAGAAGAGAUAUAGUCACAGGAACAGUGGAACCCACAGACGAAGAGUGUGAGUGGCACAGUGACAGAGAGGAAGAGGAGGAGCUAGCCGUAAGUACAGCUUUAUGUAUUUAUUUUUGUCUUCGAUCCUGUUUACUUGACAGAAAUCUUUAAACAGCAGAGGAAAAGAACUUAUUUUUACAACCACAAAGGUGUCUUUCUCACCAAUGACACUUGCAGUCUCCCACAGAAUAGUAGUUUAGAGUAGAGAGUUGAGAGACCUAUUGAGUGCUUUCAGAUUGAGCUAGUUUAUUGAUGAGACUAAUCACAAGUUCUCAGGUCUUGGUAAAGUUACUUAAAAGUGAUGUAGCAGGAAGUCUGUUAAAUAAGUCAAAACUAGGAGUUUUUACAUGGGGUUGAAGAGGUUAUUACAGGGUUUCUAUGCAAGUUUGGAAAGUAUGGAAAUAAAUUUGAUCAAUUUUCAGGUCUUAAAAAGUGUGGAAAAAUAAUAAUGUUUACAGACUAUUACCAAAGUUCUAAAAUACUGUUUUCUAAAAUAGAAAAGUAUGUAUUUAAAAAAAUUAUUCUAAAAAGUAGGCUAUGGAAAGUCUGACUGUGUAGGAACCCUGUUAUUAGAAUUGGCUGUAAAGAAGAGUUAACAGUACACUGAUGCCUGUAUUAAGGGCUGUUUAACAAAAUGAAUCCAUCAGGAAAAAGACUGUUCAUUUGCAUUUAUCAAUUAUUAAUGCUCCUUACCUCUGCCAUGGGGUCAGUGUAACACAAAGUAAUAAUCGCCACAUGGACUGGAAGUAUUGUUCACCAUUUCAACUGAAAAAAAAAAAACACUUUAAAUCGCUCUGUUACAAGAAAACAGGAGAGAUUUCUAAUUAUUUAAUGGGUACAAUAAAUAAAUAUACAGGAUGCACAGUUCUGUUCUCAUAAGUUGCUGAGCUCUUGACCAACAUUUAGAUCCACACUGAAGCUUUAGACAAAACAGUGUUUCCAGAAAAACAAAGUAAAAAAAGUACCCAGCUUUUCCCAGCAUGUGUUAUAGAAAUGAGUACAAGACCAGGUGAGGAAAUCGUAUUUAAAGCCUCACUUCUCUUAUGCCCAACAAACAGGAAAAAACGAAAUUAGGGUUAACAGGCUAGUUUUUUUAACUUGACUGUAUCUUAGUUCUUCACAUAAACAAAAUGUGUUUUGUCUUGAUACCACUUACAGUUUUAGAUAGCCCAACCACUUAACAUGUUUUGGUCAAGUUUUGAUAAGUGCUUUGGCCUCUGUUUAUAGGAGGAGAUAAAGGAAAAAGCUGUUAUUGAGGAUUCAAAGAAAGAGGAGGCCACACCACAGGAAGACGCCAAAGGCAUCCCAGAGUUCUGGCUCACCAUAUUCAAGAGUGUGGACAUGCUUAGUGACAUGCUACAGGUACACUUGAGUGAUUUCUUUCCCAAUCUUUGAAACAUUUCAGCAUUGUGUAUCUCUGACUGGGCUUUUGUGUAUGAGCAGGAACAUGAUGAGCCAAUCCUCAAGCACCUGAAAGAUAUACAAGUCAAGUUCUCUGAACCUGGACAGCCAAUGGUGUGUAAUAUUGAACUGUAUUACUCAAUGUGCACUAGUCCAUAUACAUGAACUACAGUGAAGCUUACAGAUGAGUGUAAUAAUUGAUCUCUUUUGGUCUGUCUUCAGAGUUUCACAUUAGAGUUUCACUUUGAGCCCAAUGGCUACUUCAACAAUGCAGUUCUCACUAAAGUCUACAAGAUGAAGUCAGAGCCUGACGCCUCAGACCCCUUUUCAUUUGAGGGUCCAGAGAUCAUUGACUGUGAAGGGUGAGAACUCAAAAACACUAUCUUUUUUGUUAAAAUGCAGUUUUUUUCCUCAUUUCAGGCUGAGGUUUAAGAACAUAAUAGAAGUUGUGUGGUUUGUAAAGCGUUCCUCUUCACUCUGUCUAUAAUAAUCUCUCCUGAUUUAGCAUCCCACACAUCAGCCUCCUCUUGGCACUUCUUCCAACGUUUACCUUUUUUUACGUGCUCGCUUUCCUCCACCACUCAGUUCUUUUUACAUCUCCUGUCUCUAGCUGUCAGAUAGACUGGCACAAAGGGAAGGAUGUGACUGUCAAAACUAUAAAGAAGAAGCAGAAGCAUAAAGGCCGCGGCACAGUCCGCACUAUUACCAAACAGGUCCCCAACGACUCGUUCUUCAACUUCUUUAAUCCUGUCAAAGGUGAGAAGACACACACUCACCCACACUCUCACACACUGCACUUUAGAGGACCUAUACGUACAUAUCUCACACCCACCUUUUUAUUCAUGGGUCCUUGUAAAUGUGUCUAUUUUAGAUGAUAUUCAUUGCUUUUGAAGCUGCGUACAGUUGCUGUUUAUAGACUCUAAAACAAUCCCUAAAUCCCUGAAAGCUCAAACAAAAUCUGCUUGUCUGUCAGCAUGCCUGUGAUCACCUGCAGGUGGGGUGGCAACAUGUUGCAUGCAGCUCAUGUGUUUUCACUCUUUGUCCCUGCAUUAAGUGAACUUCGACAGCAAGUGGCGCCAGACUCUCGCCAGAUUGUGUGAAGGCUCUCCUGUGUGACUCAGAUCGGCCAGCUUUUCUGUUCAGUGAUUUUACGAGGCUGUACUCAGUGGAGCUUUAACCUCAGCUCCGGUUUACCAUUAUUUUCCAGUCUUUAAAUUUAAGGAGACUUUGUGGCAGCUUACACUUGAAUAUCUUUCAUAACCUUUGUCUACGAUUUUAGAUCAAUCAUUCACCAUUCGGUUGGAAAACAAGACUUGUAGGAACGUAGAUGUUCUGUAUUUUUAGUAAACCACACAAGGACUUACGAAGUGUUAAGAGGGGAAAAAGUGUUGCUGAAUGGAAAAGCUGUGUUUUUCACAUAAUAGAUUUAUGGAAUAGCUUUAGGUUUGAUUUAUUUUUGUGCUUCAUUUAAAGGUCUGUGCUCGAUGAAUUUUCAUACAAGGACUUUAUACAAUCACAGAGGUUUACAAGAGACUGUUAGUCUGUUGUUUGAAAUAGCAGCAAUUCCUUUUAUCAAAUAUCAUUACGAGUGUAUCACUCUCAAAGCACCAGUCAUGAAUCCGUAGACAGUGUUAUUUCAUGACUGUAUCCUCUUUUCUGUGUAGUCAAGGAAACCGGCAGACAUGCCUGGACUUAUUCAGACUUUGACAAGCUGACCCGAUCACCUAUUGGCUGAGCGAAUGUUUGUCUUACUGGUUCAUCCACAGCUUCGGUAUAAAAGGGGUGAAUAUAAAUAGCUCACUCACUAGUGUGUUCAGGUGCGGAGCUCUCGGAUUGUAAUAUGUAUUGGUGAAUAAGCCGUCUCUCAUUGAUCAAAUGAACGCGCACUAAAGCAGAUGUUACUCCUGACUAAGCAGCCUGAGUCUGUUAAGGAGAAUUGAACCGGCUCUGGGGGGGAAAUUGUGUCUUACCUUCUUAUCUGCUGAAGGCGGCAAAACAAUUUCACCACAACUUUUCAUAUCUAUAUCUGCCCUCAGAGGAAGUGCAUUUUUUGUAAUCAUUGUAUCUCCCCUAUCAGGAUAUACAAGGAAGGAACCUAUAAAUGUUUUUCUUUCACGUCUUUUCAUAAAAAUGUCAUUUAUGACACACACCAAUUGGAGUCCUUCAUUACCUCCGCCAAGAGGUUAUGUUUUCGGUAGCGUUGGUUUGUUUGUUUGUCUGUUACCAACUUUACGGAGAAAGUUAGACGGAUUGACCUGAAAUUUUCACCAGAGGUGCGUCUCAGCCCCAGGAGGAUCCCAUUACAUUUUGGUGGUGAUCCAGACAAAAUUCUGGAAACUGUGAUCCAGAACACACAAAUACGAGGGUGUCGUUGGAAUUUUCAAUGCUGAAAGAUAACCAAUGGGCGGCACAGUGGUGUAGAUGGGCGGCACAGUGGUGUAGAUAGGCGGCACAGUGGUGUAGUGGUUAGCACUGUCGCCUCACAACCAGAAGGUCCUGGGUUUGAAUCCUGGUCAGGGCAUUUCUUGUUUUAGGAACAUUAUGAACAGUGAACAUACCUGUUUAAACACAAAUAAAAGUUCAUAAAAGACACGUAACACUAAAAGUUUUGGUGUGAAUCACAAUAUAAGGGGGGACAUGAGCUGCUUGGUGGAAGUCUGCGCUCUCCGAGUGCUUUUCUAGUUUUUUGUGUGUGUGAGGUUUUUUUUUAUUGCUCCAAAUGGGCAUGCUCACUGGCAGUGCUUUUAGAAUAAUAAUGAUAAAAAAAACUGCCCUGUAAAUCUGUGCCUCUAAUCCUGCUAUAGUGUAACAGUGCAAAAUUGGACUGCAUAUUCCAGUCAUGAAGGACAUGUUGUACUGUUCAGGCUGCCUUUCCCUUCACGUAGCAUUGUUUCAAGAAGGAGAAUUGCAGGAUGAUGUCACCUUUAGUCAGUUUUUUGUUCAGGGCGGCGGAGCACAACUGUUUGCUAACAGCCUGUCACUUCCUAUGGAUGAUGUGACCUACUGUUUAUGUCAUGAUGUCAGGACUAUUGUUGUUCCCUUAAAUGGGCUUUUAGAUCCUGAUUGAAUCACAACUUAAUACCUAAACUAUGAAAGCUCUUAUACAACAAAUAUUCCUCUGUCACUAUUAAUAACAGGUUGUAUGUGCCUCCAAUAAUCUCAUUUUUCAAGUGUAAUCACAACAUUAUUUGCCUUGUACAGUCUCUGUGAAACACUUGAGGUGAUUCGCGCCUAACUGUUACAUAUGCUUUUUUUCUUUGCAGUAUCCCCAGAUGGAGAAAUGGUGUGUAAAAUAUCAACUUUUUCUUCAUGAAAUCACCUAUUUUAUUGCAUAUCUUUUCACCUCCAAUGUUAAAAGUGCAUCUUCAUGCUCUGGUUCAUAGGACGAAGACUCAGAGUUCACUCUAGCCACAGACUUUGAGAUUGGUCAUUUCUUCCGUGAGAGAAUAGUUCCCCGAGCGGUGCUGUACUUCACUGGAGAGGCCCUGGAGGAUGACGAGAGCGUGAGUCUUUUUUCCUGUUAAACUGGUACACACGCAUAAUUACGCCAAGCAGCAAAAAACCACAGUAUGCGAUGUUUGCAGGCUGGAUAGGGAUACAAGUUGACCCCACUGUUGUACCACUUUAAAUGACACUCUCACCCUUUUCUUUGAAAUGUUAGUUUGAAGAGGAGGAGCUGGAAGAGGGAGAUGAAGAGGUUUGUAAAACUUUUUCACUUACAAACAUCUGUAAUGACUGUUCUGCACCACUAUCAUUGCAAAACCAUUCACUUAUCACAGUCUGGUAUGGUAUGGUAUGGUCUUUAUUGUCAUUGCAACUGUGCACAACGAAAUUGCAUUUACAGAUGGGGAAAGUACACACAAGAGGGAGUAUUUUGUGAAAACAUGGGCUCUUUGAAUACUGUGUGACUAUCUUGUCUCUGUGUCACAGGAGCAAGAUGAAGAGGGUGAUGAUGAUGAUGACGAGGGAGACUUUGAUCCCAAGGUCAGUCAGGAUUAUCCGGUGGUUUCUGAUGUUAUUGUAAAUGCUGAUUUUGCUCAUGAUGUGUUUUGCAUUAUUCUUGACUCAUCACGUGCUUUAAUUUUGUUGAGCCGUUUGAAGUGAUGCAGUGCUUGAUAACAAUGUUAGUAAUGCAUACUAGGAACCUUUUAGAUGCCAUAGAUGAUCACAGUUGCAAGAUUUAUUUAUUUUGAUAUGAAAGUGCCUAAAAGCCUUUUAAAAAUGUAGACAUAUCAAUAACACAUUUGGUAGGAACUCCAAAGAAAUCCUCAGACUUGAUCACAAACCAGACCAAAACCAAAAAACAGAGUGUUAGAAAUAAGAUGUUUCCUGUAUUAGUGGCUUUAAAACAGCCACCAUGAGAUCCACCUUUAUAUCUUAGAGGUGCAUUCACAGUAUGGAAAUUAAUUCUCUACUUCUUUUGUAAUUUAGCAUGGCAAAAUAAUUUUUUGUUGAUCCAUGUAUAGAAAUCUUGGGUAUAGAUUACAGCUCAGACGAAGGAAACAUCAAAAGUAUAGAAAGGAACAAAUGCAGUAAAAGCAGUGUGCACAUACAGUUUUUGGAGUAAAUAUAAGUUAACUUAAUUUUAAAGUAAUAUUGCUCCGAAUACGUUUUUAAAGAACACUCAUAAAGGAAAACGACCCCAAUUCUUAAACUCACAGUUUUCUGACUGUUUUCUGUUACUCAUAUUAGCAGCUACUUCAAAACUGGGUGUCAGUGUAGCCGUGCGCUCUGUUGAAGAAGUUGUAUCUCAGGUAAUUUUUCCUGUAUCAGGUCAUUGACACCUUUGCUAAUUGGAUUAUUAAAUCACAACAUCCCAGUAAAGGAUCUGAACAGUAGAGGAGGCUCCAUAGAUGUCUGCUGAAUGUUCCCUCCCUCCCUUUAACUACAUUGUUAAUGUUUGUAUGAGCAGACCUGACCAAGCAUGGCUCUAAUUUUUGAUUUAACUGUUAUGGAUGAAGAAGACUUACUGUCAACAUGGUUCAGGGAUGGUUGUGAGAACCCGUCCACAGCGGUUAAAGUUUUAUCUAAAUACUUUGAGAGGUGGUCAUCUGUAAAUAUCUGCCAUUUUUUUUCUCUUUUAAGUUUAUUCUUGCUAUUCUUCAUCAGAGAGGCAAGAAGGUUCAUUAUUGUAUCUUCAAUUUCCAGCACCAGCUUAGAAUCAGAAUUUCCUGUAUACCAUAAAGUUUUCUCUCUUUUUUCACUCUCUUGCACUCUCUCUCUCCUAAACCACCAGUUACAAAUUAUUAUCUAAUGACAAUAUGUGAAAGGGCAAUUCCUCUGGGGUUUAAUUGUGCUGACUGUGCUCCACAAUGAGAUAUUCCAGUCUGAAGGUGAUUAAGUGCAUACCCUGGCCAGUUUGCAGCUUCUUCAGUAGUGAGCAACAGUGACGCUUUGUCUGUGAAUGAGUUACUUAAGCAGCCAAGUGUUCCACUGCAGGGACCUGCAAUGAGCUCAUCACUUAUUCAGUGUGUGCAUUCAUCAACCUCAGCAGUGUCUCACUUUGCUUAUUAUGUCAUUUCUGAAUGUGAUGAUUAAACUUGCGCAUGUUGUUGUCUCUCCCUCCCCUGGAUUCCCCUUCAUUACAGGCAUAAUCAGUCAUUCUCACCCAUGCAUUUCUAGGUAAGGGAGAAGUGAGGAUGGCAUCUCUCAUAAAUUAUUCACUGUUGCAGUAGGCUUUCAUUUAUGAUUCUGGCUGCCUCUCUCUCCAACACAUCCUUGGCUCUGCCAUAGUCUUAAGAUUUUAAGACUCUUAACUCACAUUAUGGGUAGAUACUCCCCUUUCUCAUUGACCCUUUACUCCAUCCAUCGUUUUUCCUCCUAUUGUCACAUCCCAGGUUUCUAACAUUUUCCCCUUUGCUGUUACAAACCAGUGUCAAGAGGUAGCUCUCUUUCUCUAGUCUGCGCCUGCUCUCUUUGCCUUUUUCUGGUCAGCUUCAUUAUCCCGUGUGCCCUCCUGUUUGUAAACUGGUGUCUCUCCUCCUACAGAAAGAACAGCCCCAGCCUGCCGAAUGCAAACAGCAGUAACCGCGGUGAACAGAAGAGAUGGAGACCUGCUGUUCGUCAAAUCAGUUCUUAGCCAAUCAGCAAGUCCUCCUCCUCUUGCAGGCUCCCCCGUUUUAUGAACUCUCAUCUGAACGCAAUAGAACGCAAACCAAACUGCGUUUUUACUAUGUGCAUGACUCCUUUUUCUUUUGUCUUGCGCCCAUCUCACCCCUUUUUAUUUGGCUUCAUUCAAACUCAAAGCAGGAAGUGACUUGACUGGGAUUAAAAUACCAUGGCAUCACAUAGGGAAGGUGGAGCGGGUUAUGACUGCCAAGAAACUCAGAACAUCAUUGUUUGAAAAAAGAUAGGAAAGGAAUGGAUCCCAACUUUAGUUUUCAUGGAGAUAAAUCAGUUACUCAGGGUUUUUUAAUGCCAACAAGCGACAUGUACGUUAACCAGGAAACUGCUGAACAAGUUUGACUUAAUCUUUCACUGGGGUUGCUGCAGUGUUUCUCUUUUAUUAAGGUGUUUUUUUUUAAGACAUACAAUGUUUUGUUCUGAAUAUAAUUUACUUUUUUUUAUGUUCAUUGUCAUGUCAUUAGGCUAUUUAUUCUGGUGUCAUGCAGCUGUAUGAAGUGGUGUGUUUUGGGAGCUCAUGAGGUCCAGCCAUAGUAAUAGGCUCAGCCUCAUUGGCCCAAAUCCUCCUCGGGGCUUAGCAGGUCAACAAAACGUGAAUACUGCCAAGUCGUGUUUUCUGUAACUUUGAUUAUCAAAGUGAAAUCCAAACAUUAAGGAAUUAUGCUCUGCAUUCAAACUGAAGAAUUCUGCACAACUUUAUCAGGCUGAACAAGCAUUUAAACUGAGCACUUGAAUGGACACGACUGUGUGAUUGACAUGUGACAAAUCUGUCAUAUACAUAGAUUUAUGCCAAGUUUGCCCUAUCAGCCCUGUAACAUAUGAACUUCUAUGACAAAAAGAACAAAUAACCAAACUUCAGGUUUAAAAAUAAUCUUUUCAAAAUGACAUUUCAGCCCCCCCAAGAUUCACCCUCAAUCUUCUUCUUUGGUUGUUCAAAAGACCACCAGUAUGUAUGUAUGUAGUUCUUAACAAAUGUCAUUUAAAGUCUGUAAUGGGACAGUGUGCAGGAAGUUUGAAAUACAUGUAAAUUGCCAACAAGCCAAAACGAACGAUUAAACAAACCGUCCUCUUUUAUGAAAUUGUUUGCCAAUUGUCAUUAACACAAUGUAAUCUUAUUCAGCGUUCAGAGUUGUUAAGGAAUAUAUAAGUAUUUCUGUUCUUGUAUAAUGAUUCAGUAGAAUGUCUGUGGGAAUAAAAAGAAGAGGUUGCCAAUGUAUUUUAUAUACUGCACUUGGAUUUUGGUCGUGUGGUGACUGGUCAGCGACAGCAGUUAACGGUGAAAAUAAAUACCUAUCCCUUCUCUCUUUCUAACAGAACGAUUGUAAAUCUUGACGGAUCUCUCAGAGCCACGGUUGACAUCUUCAGAUCUACUAUAUAAGACCGUGUGCUAGCAAUGGCCUUAACUGGUUCUUAUUCACAAUUUGUUACUUGCGCAAUAUUUCUUUUCAAUUUGUACAGAGUUAGUAAAAAUAUUCUAUUAAAGUUGUGCGACAUGGAA
Molecule: messenger RNA, 11956 nt
Organism: Xyrichtys novacula (pearly razorfish)
Lineage: Eukaryota; Metazoa; Chordata; Actinopteri; Labriformes; Labridae
Source: the annotation of a GenBank genome assembly